Ilyonectria robusta is the source of this 501-nucleotide messenger RNA. RefSeq lists its product as uncharacterized. Bases 1 to 501 code for a protein of 166 amino acids. The record is from RefSeq and is a predicted model, not a curated record. Lineage: Eukaryota; Fungi; Ascomycota; Sordariomycetes; Hypocreales; Nectriaceae. The transcript is spliced from 2 exons.
AUGCCUCCACGACACCAGACACUGCCUCCCGCGCAGACCUCCUCCGCGCGUGCGGCUCAGAAGUCAUUCUACUGCGCUCUGUGCUCCAAGGGCUACUCGCGCAUGAACGAAUACGAGGCUCACCUGAGCAGCUACGACCACAGCCACAAGCAGCGACUUAAGGAUAUGAAGGCCAUGGUCCGCGACCCCAACGCCGGCUCCCGUGCUCGCAAAGCAGAGGCCAAAGCCGACGGGCUCGUCAGCAUCAAGCUGGCCGGACAGGACGCUGCGAAUACCACCGGAGCAGGAGGCUUUAAGAAAGGGGGCUUCAAGAAGAGUGGUUUCAAGAGUGCCUUCACGCGCGUUGAGGGUCCUGCGAGUGGUCCUGAAAAGGCUCCCAAGCCGACCAACGUCCUGGAGCCUCCUACAGUGAACCCUGGUCUGCAAAAGGGCUUGUCCGAGGAGAGCGACACCGAAGACGAAGGCUACGAAGUCUACGACCCCAGGUUCCCUACGAACUGA